Messenger RNA from Octopus sinensis (East Asian common octopus), 4633 nucleotides. Its product is annotated as ovalbumin-related protein X-like. The transcript is spliced from 2 exons. The coding region runs from base 528 to 1769 and encodes 413 amino acids. NCBI's taxonomy places the organism in Eukaryota, Metazoa, Mollusca, Cephalopoda, Octopoda, Octopodidae. Gene Ontology annotation, molecular function: serine-type endopeptidase inhibitor activity. The record is from RefSeq and is a predicted model, not a curated record.
CAACAUUUUUUGACUUUACUACAAUCACACUCUACUUUGGGCUGUGGCAAUAAUUUAUUUUGAGACAACUUCUCAGGACCGACGAAAAACUGAAACAGUGUACAUAACUUUUUCUUGUUUAUGUAUUUAUUCAUUUCAAAUCAUUUUCUUUACUGCUUUUUUGCAUUUUUUUUUCUUAACUUUUGUAAAUUCUAUUCUUUUUCACUGAAUUUUUAUUGUAACAUACUGAAAUCUGAUUAACAAAAAAAAAUUAUCAAUGCUUUAUGUCAAGACAUAAGGAUGGAAUAAACCACAUCCAGUUAAUUUUUCUGACAUAUAAUUCGGUUGAGUACGACUCAAAGAGUGGAGUACAACUUGAAGAGAAGAGCUGAGUGUGGCUGUUAGAGUGGAGUACAACUUGAAGAGAAGAGUUGCGACUCUUCAAACGAAUUACCUCCCCUUGCAAACAAGCACCGACUUUCUUCAAUUACAGAAUUUCUUACAAACUCUUCACAGUUCCUGGGUUUCCUCUUCAUUUAUUGUCCAACAUGUAUGCAUUCAAUGAUCUCAUAGUACGUACGUAUAUCAUAUUUUUAUUAACUAAUAAUUUUCUGGCCUCAGCUGACCCACCGUCAGCAAACUAUGACAAACUACAACAAUACAAACAUGACAUUUCUGUCCCAAUUAAUGAUUUUACUUUGAAAAUAUUCAAACAACUUCUUGAUUCAAAGACAGGAAACAUACUCUGGUCACCAUUUCUUGUUAGUAUCAGUCUGUCGUUCAUUCAAAUGGCUGAUAAAAUGAACUCUACAGAGAAAAUCCAAUCUCUGCUUUAUCCAUCUGUUUCAUGGGAAUUAUUCCAUCAUAGUUUCACAGAAUAUUUGAAAACUGUUCAAGAUUUAUCAAAUUUCCAGUUAUCCAAUAAAUUAUAUAUUGAUCCGGUUCUUCUUCCAAACAUCAACAUUAAUAUUAGCAAAUAUUACUUUUUGGAAAUAGAUGAAAUUAAUCCAAGAACUAUUGGUAAAUUAAGUGAUAAAUUCCAUAAAAAUAGAAUCAGCAAUUUUAUGUCAUUUGGCAACUCAAAUGAAGAAAUAUUUGCUGUAUUGGUGAACAGCUUGCAUUUCCAAGGAUUUUGGGAAAAUCAAUUUAACCGAAAGUUUACCAUGAGAGAAACCUUUUAUGUGACAGAAAAGCAAACAGAAGUUGUUGAAAUGAUGUAUACAGAAAACUAUUUUGCUAUAAAGUCAGAUGAACGUUUUAGUUUUAGGAGUCUAGAAAUACCUUUGGCUGGCAACAGGUUUAGCUUCUACAUCAUUCUUCCGGAUGAUAUUGAAGGAAUUACAUCAAUAGAAAAACAGCUGACAUCACGACUCUUGUGGCAAAUUAUCGCCAAUAAGGCUUCUCCGAGAAAUGUUGCUUUGAUUUUGCCCAAGUUUCAAAUGAAAUCUAACUUUACUUUUCAAGAUAUUUUAUUCAAAGAAACGACUGACCAUCUCUUCAAUUUGGAAAAUAACAACUUAACGAAUACCCACGUUCACUUAAUUGACAUUCUUCACCAAGGUUUUCUCAAUUUCAAUGAACUGGGAACAACAAGCAGUCCUGCUACUGUCCGAAAAUCCAGUCAUUUGAUUGAAAAAAAAGCAAAACAUGAAACCUCUUUCACUGUUAAUCAUCCAUUUUUAUUCUUUAUUGUUGACAAAACUUCUUUCAUGAUUCUGCAUGUGGGAAAAUGCACUCACCCUGACAGCAGUACGGUACCCCAUCAACAAAAUACCCAUGAUGAGCUUUGAUUAUCUUUUAAAACAAAUGAAAACAAGACAGUCUUUGGAUUGUAUAAACCAAAAUUUUGAUCACCAUUUUAACAUGUGUUUUUCUCUGCUGCUGACAUGGGAUGGAUUAAUCUCCACUGUUUAUCUUCUAUGCUUGCAUCCUGCAAUAUUCUCUGAUUUGUCCUCAAGCUAUUCUCUGUUGUCAUUCGAACAAGUCUACUUUCCAUUAUUCAACUUCUGGUGCCUUCUCAUCCAAUACAUACCGUCCAUACACAAAGCAGUGUAGCCCCUGCUUCUGUUCGUAUUAAGCUAAUCUGUUACAAACCCUCUUACCUUCUCAGCUCAUUUAAGAUCAUCCUUUCAUAAUUAAAAGCUAAAACUAAAAAAUUUUCCUACUUUUUUUACAAAAAAAAAACCAAAAAAAAAACUCUCAAGUGACCUGAAACAAUACUCGUUUAUUUUAUGAAUUUUAAUUCUACCAAGACAAAUUCUGUGAUAACUCUUCCAUCGUUCUUUGUAACAAAUCUCCAGAGCAUUCUGUUGGUCAUAUUUAUUAGAACCAAGAUUUCCAGAUUUAGAAAUAAUAUAUUUCUAAAUCUAUCAGAGAGCUUUAUGCAGUAGCAGGAUGAUAAAGCAAUCAUAUGUUAUCAACUUAAUAUGACAGUUUCAUAAAAGGGAGGAAUGCUAGUGUUAUUUAGCUCUAGGAAACACUGUUUCCUGUUGGACUUGACACAUUUCCUGUGUCAUUAUCCUGUGUCUCCACUUUGAAAACAUAAGGACACAGUAAAUGUGUCAAGUCCAACAGGAAACGGUGUUUCCUUGGGCUAAAUAAUACUAGCAUUCUUCCCUUUUAUGGGAUUGUCACAUUUAUCACUUUAUCGCGCUGCUACUGCAUAAAGCUCUCUUAGAGAUUUAGAAAUAUAUCAUUUCUAAAUCCCCUGAGAUGCUUUUGUGUUAUCUGGAAAUCCUGAUUCCAAUAAAUAUGACCAACAGAAUGCAAAUGAGUGCCAAACUGUAGCAGAAAUUCAAAAGUAUUUUUAUUCAAUGGAUUUGUUUUCUCGUUUGGCUAAAAAAAUUUUAUCUAAAAUUCUUUUCCUAAAAACAAUUGACAACUGUUGUGAAUAAGCAACAGAAUUCAAGGAAACUGGAAGUAGUUUGCAUCAUUCGGUGGACGGUUCUCUUGUGAUGAAUACUUCUUUGCAAUUCAUAUUUAUAUUUAUUUUCCAACUUUUCAAAGAACAAUGCCACUGCUCCACCGUUUCAACAUCACAACUGCUGUAAGAACCAAAACCUUUUGGAGUGCUAGGUUGAUUCUCUCCAAUUGUAAGCAAAUUGGAAAAUUUACAUAAGAUUAACAAAAAUGUCUAUUCCAUGCAAUAUAGUUUUUAACCACAAUCUUAAACUUUGCUCUUCUCCCUCGAUUUAUGAAUUGCAAAUGACCAAUUAAAUGUCAGUUUACUGGACACAAACAAAGCCUGGAAGCUUUGCCAACUUAUCUGCCAGCCUCCUACUCCAUCCAUGCCUCUUGUUCCAUCACAAAUUGUGAUUAUCAUUCCAAUUGAUCUCCCUGUCUCAGAAACUGAGCAAGCUAUUUGCCAUAUGAACUUAAUCUUUCUCUCUUCACAAGGAAGCUAAAGGAAUUCUUCUGUAUUAACACCAAACAUUUGUUGGAUCCCAAUGAAAAGCAAAGAAAAAGCGAUGACUGUUAAAGAUUCCCCCAAGUCUAAAAUGUCACACAAACCGGAUGGAGAAUUUGUGUUGGUGGAACUCAGCCUAUUUAUAAACAAGGGCUGCUAUGACUUAGAGCUGUUCAACCUCGAGAAGCACUUCAUAAAGUCCAACUCUCCUUUCUUGGAUGCAGGUUUUAUACAACCUUCUCUCCAGCUAUCUUUUGCCCUUGUCUGAUCUCCAGAAGCACAUUGUUGUAUUCUUCCAGUUCCCAAACUUCUGCAAGGAUACCAUCCAGACUGCAAACGUUACCACCCUGGAUCAAUUCAAAAGCAUUUUGCAGAUCAUCAAUGGCCAAAGAAUCCUUCUUUAUGUCAAAUUCUUCAGGAAAGACUGCAUCAACAUUGCCCUCAGCAAUUUCUGGAGGUUUACCUUGACUUUCCAAAGAACUUCUCCCAUGAUUUGAUUCCUUAGUCUGGAAAUAUUUGACUUCUUUCUUCCCCUGAUUUUAUUUCAUGUCUUGCAUGUAACUUCUGGCUUCUUGCUUUUAGCUGCAUUUCUGAUUUCUUCAAUCUUCCUUUGCAGAUAUUCAACUCCAUCUUUCUCAUAAGCUCGUUUCGCUCUUUUUGUAGGCCUCGUUAAUCUGGUUGCAUGCUCUAGCUGUUUACAACACUGACAAAUCUGAGCCGUUUCCUAUGGCUUUUUCUUUUGUACUUUGGAUUUAUGAGGGAUCGUCUCUGAUGUUGUUUGCUCAAAAUUUGAAGUUGUCGGAAGUGUUGGUUGGUGAGUUUGUCUUGUUUCCCUCUUGAAGAAUUUAGUCUGAACAAAGAUGACAAAAGUUAUUCUGAAUUUCAGAGUCUUUCUUCAGAACCAAUCACUUUCGGUGAUAUGAAGACUCGGUCAGAAUCUCGCAGACACAAAUGUGAUGAUCAGAAUUGAUACUUAUGAAAUGAUGUGUAAGUUCUAAAGAUUUUUUUUACAAUAAUCAUGCAAUCACUGUGAUUUGCUUCCAUUGGGUCUGGAAAUAUCCAGAUUCGAUUGGAUACAACAUUCCAGAAGAAAAUCAGACAUAAAAGGAGAUUUUCUCCAAGAAAGCCCUUAAAUAUUGUACCAUUUUUAUUGGUUUCAGAAUGAGUUGAGCCUUAACCCUUUAGUGUUCACAUUAUUCUACCAAAAUUAAUUCUUCAUCCACUUUGUUUUGAACUAAUCAUGCAUUA